Molecule: messenger RNA, 2413 nt
Organism: Zeugodacus cucurbitae (melon fly)
Lineage: Eukaryota; Metazoa; Arthropoda; Insecta; Diptera; Tephritidae
Product: nucleolin
Exons: 2
Coding region: 705-1919 (404 amino acids)
Source: RefSeq, a predicted model, not a curated record
CAGAUUGGCUUAUCAUCCCCUAAAAUGAAAGUGGGUGAUAUGCGCUUACCAAGAUGCUAGCGUUGCAAUAUUUGCAAUGAGUUGAAGAAUUUCCAUAUACAUACACAUGAAUGAAGGAUUUUACUAUAUCCCUGAGGUGGUGGUGAAUAAAAUAUGUGAAACUAAAUAAAAUUCCUGCAUAUUUAUACAUAUGUAUAUGUAUAUGGACAUGUGUAUAUGCCUAACGGUAUGCAAAAAACUCUUUAGUACUCAGUCCCUGAGCACAACUAAGAGAGUCCAGUCGUGGCAGGAAAAGGAAUUGCAUGAAAAAAAAGACAAACAUAAACACGAUUCUCACGCUGAACCGAAGUGUUGAUGCGAUAAAUCGUAGACGAAACGAAAAGAAAACGGAUUAUUUUGCAAUUAGUAAUUUGUAAAGAAAUAUUUGUAAAUUGUGAAGUGUGUGAGGAGAUUAAUUUGCAAACAAAAGUGUUAUAGAAUAAUGUGAAAAGUCGCAAUUUGCAUUACCAGCCAAAGCUCAAAGAAAGAAACUGCAACGAUUCAAUAGAAAAUUUGUGAAAUCUGCGCUACGCCCCCACUCCUUGACACAUUUCCAAUACUAACGGUAACUGCUGUCAACCACCAAACGCUAAGCAAGUACACGAAGAAAAAAUAGGAAAACAACUUUUUAACAAACUCCGCAACUCAAGUUGAGCAUCUGGAAAAUGCGUAGUCGCACAGAAUUGGUGACCACGACUUUCGAAGACUCCGAGGAAGACUAUAGCGAGGAUGAUGAUGAUUCCGAGGAGGAUUGGCGUCCGGCCGCCUCAUCGUCAGCCAAUAAAAAUGGCAAAAAGCAAAAGCACGGUCGUGUUGCUGGCGCUGCAACGGGUGGGGGUGGCACAAGCAGCAUCAGUGGUGGCGGCAAUGCCAAACGCGGUCGGAAGCGUAAAGGAGCUACGAAUGCGGGUGGUGGUAAGCAGCAGACAGUGGUGGCUAAACGAAAAGUGCCCAGUGCUGCAUACGAAGAAAGUGAUGAUGAUGACGAUGAUGAUGACAAUGAUGAUGAUAUCGAUGAUGAUGAAGAGGCUGCAUUGAAUGCGGAGUUGAGUGAUGAUGAGUUGGACGAUUAUGAGGAUUAUGAAGCGCAGCCAACGACUGGCACUGGUGCGGCGGCAACUGCAAAGAAGGCUGGUGGUGGCAGUGCUGCUGCUCCUGCAGGUAAUAAUCUUCCACCCAAAAAACAAUUCACGGAAAAAACUGGCACGUCCGCAACGCCGGGCGCAAGUGCAGGAUCUUCAGCAUCCUCGGCACAGCAUUCGCUCGAAUUGCUACUGUACAAACGCGAUCUGAAUGAGGAUUAUUCCAAGAAUAAUCGUUUAUGCUUGUGGCGCAAGGAUGAUAAUAACCUAUUGCAGAAGUACAUACGGGUUAAGACCGCUCCAGAGGAGCUGCUCUUCACCUCCAGCUCUGUGUAUUCCAGCUGGGAUGACAAACGUUUGUCCGAUUUUAUAAGUAUUAAAGUAAAAUGCCUGGAUCCGAAUAAUCGACGUGUUAAAAUUAUGGACACCGCCGAGCUAGGCAAACUAGCCAAAGAACAAACGAAAAAUAACGCGCAACAUAAGUUGAAUAAACGAAAAGGCAAUGGCGGUGACGACAGCGAUGAUGAUGGUGCACUCGAUAAUGAUGAUAACGAAGAAGACGACGAUGAGUUGGACACCGAGGACGAAGAUGAGUUGGACUAUGACGAAGCAACAGCAUCGAAAACCAAAAAAGGCGCCAAAAAGCCACUGCAGAAAAAGGCGCCAACCAAAAGUGGUACGAAAACUUCAAAACGAAACGAUAGCACUGAUGAAAACGAUAAUGAGGAAGACGAAGAAAUCGAUGAAGACGACAUUGACGACGACGAGGAUGAUGGCGACGAAGAUGAUGAUGAGUAAACGUGUAUGUGUAAUCGAGCAAUGUGUGAAUUAAUUAACGACAUAAAAUAAUUAAGCGAUUUUAAUAUUGAAGUUGUAGAGACUAGUAUAGUGAUGAAGGGAGAUGCAAAAGUUGAUGAAGUAAGACUACACUUAAGCAUUUCAAGUUAUUUAUUACUAAAUCUAAACGAUUAUAUGGCAUGUGUGUUAAUUUUGAAAUAAUUAAUAAUAGUAUUAGUAAUAUGAUAUAGUCGAUGCAGCGCGCAAUUCAGUUGUUCGGAGGGCUGUUUUGUGACACGUUCUUGGAACGGCUGCUUUUCGAACUUUGACUGCUAUAAAAAUAAACACGCAUACUUACUAUAAAGACGCGUAUUUCUAAGUAAAAUUCAAGCCAAAUAAAAAUUUAAAUUUUAAAAAAAGUUUUAUUAAAUAUGGAGCAUAAGUAAAGGAGGCUAAAUGUUAGACUAAGUUUUGUGUGAUUAACCAUUAUAAAUAUUAGGACUUACCGAAAUCAG